UUUAGUUCAACAUUUUCAUAAAUUUUAAUUUUUCAUUUCAGAGUUACAGUUGCCUGUCUCUGGUAUAGAAAUCAACGAUGAAUUGUUAUUUAAUAUUCUCCGUUGUGUUUAUCUUAAACCUGAACAAUGUAAUGAUUGCUCGUUUCCAGCCAGUAAGUUCUGUACCCAAAAGUUUGCAUUCAUUUCAGAAUGACGAUGAAACUACAGUAACCCCGGAUCCCAUUUCAUCCAAAAUUAGCAAGAAACUUAUUCUGGUAUAUAAACAAUUACGAUAUUUUGAGGAAUCUCCGCAUUACGAAGCAGCGGUGCAAGCCGUGGAAGAUAUAGCAAAAGAUGCAGCAGAACUUGCAAGCUCAGAAAAAAAAUUGGCUAUUGAAACACAUGAAAAAUAUAUCUACAUGUCUCUCAUAGACAUGAAGAACGUGACAAUGAACUUCAUCAAUCAGUGUUAUCCUCCAUGGAUACGAAGAAGCGAGGCGAAUCUGCCACUUAACGAAAAAAUUCUAAGCACAGUUCUCCUGAAUAUUGAGAAUCCGCGGGUGUUGCGUCUAAAGAAAAUUUUAAUUGAAAACAAAAUUUGCGAAAGUAAAUUCGUCAAGGAUUUGCAGCGUUUUCUAUCAAUGAGGAACGAAAAAGCCCAUUUGGAAAUAUCUUCGGGUGAAAGAGAGCUGAAGUCCAUCAGCGACCAAACGGUCCUGGAGUUUUUAAUCGGCGACAAACCUGAUUUGUCAUCUGAGGCUUCGGAUAUUACGACAUCGAAACCAAUUAAUAUAGAAAUCCGUCGCUCAGUAAAUGAUAGGAGGACUCGAUCAUCGAGGACCAAUGUGUAGACAAAACGAUGAGCAAGCGCAGCGACCUACAGCGAUUUUUUGUCAAUUUAACUCCUUCGAAGAUAUGCUACUAGUGUAUCAAUAUUGG
This is a messenger RNA of Planococcus citri (citrus mealybug), 918 nucleotides long. RefSeq lists its product as uncharacterized. Lineage: Eukaryota; Metazoa; Arthropoda; Insecta; Hemiptera; Pseudococcidae. The coding region runs from base 78 to 830 and encodes 250 amino acids. The transcript is spliced from 5 exons. The record is from RefSeq and is a predicted model, not a curated record.